GAGAAGUUGGCGGCGAAGGAGAAAACGAAGGCAAAGGAGGACUCGGAGGACGAGGACGACGCACCGCCACCUGCGUCCGCCGCCUCGCCGGCCGUCGCCAAGGCCAAGCCGAAGCCCAAGGCGAAGGCCAAGGUGGCCGAGCCGGAGCCUGUGCUGAGCGCGCAGGAGCAGAAGCUUCGGCAGCGCAAGCUGCAAGAGGCGCAGAACGACGGCCUUGUCGGCGACCUCUUCGACGGUUUCCAGGUAAAGGAGACGGAGGAGGAGAAGAACGCGGCGGCCAGGAAGGCCGAGGAGGACAGGAAGGCCGCGAAGAAGAAGAAGAUUGUCGAGAUCGACGCCUUCGACCAGGUCACCCUCAGCGUGCAGGCCGACGUAGAACGGCUGAGCGAGGCCUGCGUGACGAAGAUCGGCAAGGGUGCGGCCGCGGCCAAGGGCGGCUCGGUCUCCUUCAUGAGAGACCUUCUGAAGCAACUCGCGGACGACCUCUCCUUCAAGGAGCUGGACGGUUUCGAGAAGAUGCUGGCGGAGGUGGUCAAGGGGAAGAAGGCCGCGAAAGGGGCCGCGACGGACGGCAAGGCCAACAAGGCGAACACGAAGCUCAGCAAAACCACCAAGUUCAAUGCCACGAAUGAGUGGGAGGAGGUCUACGGCGGCGGCGCCGGCGACGAGGACUGGACCCAGGAGGAGUGGGACGAGUGGGAGAAGUCGGAGGCAGCGAAGUGGGAGCAGUCCCAGAAGAAGUGA
Prorocentrum cordatum is the source of this 744-nucleotide messenger RNA. Lineage: Eukaryota; Dinophyceae; Prorocentrales; Prorocentraceae. The record is from the annotation of a GenBank genome assembly.